GGGACCCGCCUGUCCGCGUGGGGGCGCGACCCGCGGGCGCCCGGAGGCCCUGGCGAUGGGCCGCGGGUGACCCGGCCUGUGUGCUCCAGGUGCGGUCCCGCGGCGCCAUGGCCGGGAAUCUCUCCCCCGGGGCAGCCGGCGGCCCCCGCUCGCGUCUGGGCUUCCGAGCCAGCUGCAGGAUGGUGCUGAACUUGCUGCGGGACACCGAGGUCUCGCUGCCCUUCACCCCGGAGCUGCCCCGCACCCCGGUCACCGCCCUCGCUCGGGGCCUUAGGAACCUCGGCGCCUUGGCUGGGGAUACACCAAAGUGCUGUCUAGAUCUGUCUGAUCUCAGCAGUGGUGAGGAGAUGCCUGCCUUCAAUUUCACCCAUUCCCCAGACAUGGCUGUUGCAGGUCGGGUGGACUCCUCAGGACCUCAGGAUGGGCUAGAGGCACAGAGGCAGAAUGUAAAAUCUUUCCUGCCCCAGGUAUUAUGCAGCACACCGAGUUCCCCAGGCUCCAUGCAGCGAGAGGGCAACAAGAUAGACAACUCCCUGAACAUGGAAAACGAGGGCCGCUGGUUUAAGCGCCCAGGGUGGCAAAUGCCUAGGUCCCUGCUGUUUCGAAAGAGAGCAACAGCUCAGCUGGAUGCAGGGGGCUUGGAGGAGUGUGAAGUGAAAGAUUUGGGCAGCCCAAUUGCUGCAGUGGCACCGCAUCCAUGCAGAAUGGCAGAGAACUUGGACAGCUUUGAAGAGCUCUUCCCCAAUGAACAAGAAGACAUGGAGAAACCAGUGGCUGGGAAUCUGUCCUCCAGCAUGGCUGUCCUGCUCUCUGGACCCCUCCUCACACAGGACAUCAAUGUCAGUGAAAUCUCUAUCAACAGAAGUCGCCUGUACCGCUCACCAUCCAUGCCAGAGAAGUUGGACAGACCGGUGCUGAAGCGAAUAGUGAGAUGCCAGGACAAUGAAACUCCAGUCAAGGUGAAACUGAGACGCAAUCCUGUCUAUGAGGAGCUGGAGCAGGGCGCAACUCUGAAGAAGACGGCCUCACUCUCAGACAUGGAAAUUGUCAAAGUUCUUGAUCAGGACUAUGGCUUCCGACAGCUCAUCGGGGACUUCUCUAAGGUGUAUGCGCUGCCAACAGUGACAGGAAGGCAACAGGAUCUGAGAUACAUCACUCCGGAGACUGUGGCUGCUCUUCUCUUUGGCCAAUUCCAAAGCUUGAUUGAGACAUUCUACAUCAUCGACUGUCGCUACCCCUAUGAGUAUCGGGGGGGGCACAUAAAGGGGGCUCUGAACUUUCACAGGCAGGAAGAGGUCUUUGAGUUCUUGCUGAAGAAGCCUCUGUUUCCGUCCACGCCACAGAAACGCAUUGUCCUUGUGUUCCACUGUGAAUUCUCCUCAGAACGGGGCCCCAAGAUGUGCCGCUAUCUGAGGGCAGAAGAUCGAGCCAUGAAUGAGUACCCUGCACUGCACUAUCCUGAGCUCUACGUCCUGAAGGGAGGCUACAAGGAGUUCUUCCCUGAGUACAAGGAGCUCUGUGAACCCCAGGACUACUGUCCAAUGCACCACCAGGACUACAAGGCAGAAUUGCUGAAAUUCCGUACCAAGAGCAAGUUGUGGGCUGGAGACCGGAGGAGACGCGACCAAAUCGCUCGUCUCAUGAAGUUGUGAGGGCAGAGGCAGCAGCCUUGAGUGGGCACUGCUUGGAAGGGCUCUGCCUUGCACAGCAACAGUGUUUUUUCUCUUGGAAGUGGGUCACACAGUGACAGUCAGAGGCUGGAAAGUGGGAACCUGCCUUGUCCUGUGGAAACUGCAGCCACCUUCAGCCAUUUCAGAUGCUAACAAAUGCUACAGGAAGGCUGGUUAAAAAAGGUCUUGAUUCUUGAUGCUGCAUUUUGGAAAGACUGUGGCUGAGCAUGACCCGGGUGGACCUAGCAGUCUGUAAGGAAACGGGGCCUCCUUCACAUGGAAGGCACAGAGCGGGCCAGGUUCUAGGCUGCCUCUCAAUGUUGUGCCCCGCCAUUGCAGGGCAGGGUAUGUCACAGCCUGAGCUUUGACUCCUUUUUCCAUCUCCUGCUUCUAGCAGGAACCUCCAUGUUUCUCUUCACUGUUACUCUAGGUUUUGCAUUUAAUUGUCUCUCUUUAGUGACAGAAUAAACAGAUACCAAAGUG
Messenger RNA from Trachemys scripta elegans, 2153 nucleotides. RefSeq names its product cell division cycle 25C (gene CDC25C). Bases 108 to 1652 code for a protein of 514 amino acids. Gene Ontology annotation, molecular function: protein tyrosine phosphatase activity. The transcript has 15 exons. The record is from RefSeq and is a predicted model, not a curated record. Lineage: Eukaryota; Metazoa; Chordata; Testudines; Emydidae. Gene Ontology annotation, cellular component: cytoplasm; nucleus. Gene Ontology annotation, biological process: positive regulation of G2/M transition of mitotic cell cycle; protein dephosphorylation; G2/M transition of mitotic cell cycle.